UUUCCAGUUUUGGUGGCCUUGUGCCAUUUGCAUCAGAGUAAGUCUCGUCUCCAGUUUGAAAGUAGUUAUUUUCAAGUUUUAGCUGUUUUCUGAAAGCACAUUCAAGAUGAAAUCCGCAGUUUAUUGUUUGAUGUUUGUGGCCGUUUGUACUUUGUUGAUCAUGAAUGUGGAAUGUCGCUCUCCAAGGGUGUGUCCCGAAGAAUGUGAUCAGAGCACCUGUAAAAAAGUAUCCUGCAAAUGUGGGGCUUUCGAAGAUGAGUGCAACUGUUGUUCCAUUUGCUACAAGUGUCCUGGAGAGGUAUGCAGUACACUUCAAGGUGAUGCUUGUGCAGGUAGCACAAAAUGCAGACAUACCAGGGAGAUGAAUGCCGUAGAUCGCUACAACAGUCCUGGGGUAUGCAUGGAUCCUUCUGAAGGGUAUCCCUGAAGAAAUGGAACAGAAGAGCGUUCUCAUGCUUAAUCGUAGACUAAAAUGUUUAUAUUUGAAGAUUGUUAUUUUGUAACGUUUUCUCAAGGAAAAUUAAAUACUUCAAAGUAGAAAAC
Messenger RNA from Stegodyphus dumicola, 543 nucleotides. Its product is annotated as endothelial cell-specific molecule 1-like. The record is from RefSeq and is a predicted model, not a curated record. Lineage: Eukaryota; Metazoa; Arthropoda; Arachnida; Araneae; Eresidae.